CGGAUGAGGAGGGGAAAAGCGGGGGAAAAGAGGGAAAAGAGCCGGGAGAGAGGUGGGAGAGGACGAGGGCGAGGGCACGGCCGGGCUCCUAGCCGGCCAAAGGAGGCUCGCGGAAGCAGCAGCCGCCGCCCGACCGCAGCUGAAUUCUGAAGAUUGGUCCAAGGGACUGUGUUAAUUUCAGGAAUUGAUUUGAAAGACAUUGGCUCUGCCUCUUAACAGCCAUGUAACCUUGGGUCUCCCCCACUUUUUACAGUUUGCCUUCUGCCACUUUGUGCUUUUUUGGGGCGGUGGGGGAGAGAGAGCACAAGAGGGGAAGUGGGGAAGAGAGAGAGAGAAUCCAUGCUGAACAUGGAGCCUGACACAGGACCCAAUCUCACAACCCUGGGAUCAUGACCUGAACCAAAAUCAAGAGUCAGACGCUCAACCAACUGAGCCACCCAGCGAGCCAUUAAUAGAGGCAGCACGUAACCCAAGCAGCAAGCGUGGCCCCACCAAGCUCCUUUCCUGCCCAGGAACUGUACUCGGAAUCUCUGCACCAAGGCGCCAGAGCUUUGAACUGUGUCUAUAUGGAAGAAAGCAGCAGUGUUGCCAUGUUGGUGCCAGAUAUUGGGGAACAGGAAGCUAUAUUGACUGCUGAAACUGUCAUCAGUUCAUCACUGGAAAUUGAUGAACAAAGAAAAGUUAAAACAGAUCCAUUGAUCCAUGUUAUCCAGAAGUUAAGCAAGAUAGUAGAACAUGAAAAGUCACAAAAAUGUCUUUUGAUCGGGAAAAAACGCUCACGUUCAAGUGCUGCAACACACUCUCUUGAAACCCAAGAACUUUGUGAGAUUCCAGCUAAAGUAACCCAGUCCCCUGCUGGGAUCAGAAGGGCUGAGAUGUCUCAGAUACAUUUUACCCCUGGCUCUCUUGCCCAGAACGAUGGGAAGACUAUGUCUUACCAGUGUAGCCUUUGCAAGUUUCUGUCAUCAUCGUUUUCUGUGUUAAAAGAUCAUAUCAAGCAGCAUGGUCAGCAAAAUGAAGUGAUAUUAAUGUGCUCAGAGUGCCACAUUACAUCUAAAAGCCAAGAGGAACUUGAAGCUCACGUGGUAAACGACCACGAAAACGAUGCCAACAGUCACACUCAAUCCAAAGCCCAGCAGUGUGUAAGCCCUUCCAACUCUUUGUGUCAGAGGCCCACAGAAAGAAACCAUGAAACCAUUUCUGAUGUCCAAGUGAGUGUGGACAGUGCACAAACGCACGCUGCCCAAAACGCACCCAUGGCAGAAAUGGGUAAGAGGAAAUGGUAUGCGUAUGAACAGUAUGGCAUGUACCGAUGCUUGUUUUGUAGUUACACCUGUGGCCAGCAGAGAAUGUUGAAAACACAUGCUUGGAAACAUGCUGGGGAGGUUGACUGCUCCUAUCCGAUCUUUGAAAAUGAAAAUGAGCCCCUAGGCCUGCUGGAUUCUUCAGUGGCUGCUGAACCUGGUGGGGUGGAUGCAGUCGUAAUUGCUAUUGGAGACAACGAACUGAGUAUCCACAAUGGGCCUUCAGUACAAGUACAGAUUUGCAGCUCAGAACCGUUAUCCUCUUCGUCUCCUUUAGGACAGAGUGCAGAAGGUGGAGUUCAUCUGACUCAGUCAGUUACCCUUGACCCCAGUGAGGAAGAGAUGCUAGAGGUGAUAUCUGAUGUGGAGGAGAACCUGAUCGCUGAUAGUCUGCUUUCAUCCGCACAGAAAAUCAUUAGUAGUAGUCCAAAUAAAAAAGGUCACGUUAACGUGAUAGUAGAACGUUUGCCAAGUGCUGAAGAAACUCUUUCACAGAAACAUUUCCUCAUGAAUGCUGAAAUCGAAGAGGGAAAAAACCUGAGCCCGACAGAAUCCCAGAUUGGGGGUGAAGGAAGAGAUGAAGUUUAUCAUGCUGAUAAAUGUACUGUUGAUAUUGGGGGGCUGAUCAUAGGCUGGAGCAAUCCAGAGAAGAAAGACAGUGAGUUAAUAACCAAAGGACUGGCUACUGAUGAGAAUGCCCCACCAGGCCGAAGAAGGACAAAUUCUGAGUCUCUCCGACUACACUCGUUAGCUGCAGAAGCCCUCGUCACAAUGCCCAUAAGAGCCGCAGAACUGACAAGGGCCAACCUUGGGCACUACGGGAAUAUAAACCUUUUAGAUCCAGAUACCGGACAAAGGCAAGUGGACAGUACGUUGGCGGCUUAUUCUAAAAUGAUGUCGCCACUUAAAAACUCUUCAGAUGGAUUAACUGGUUUUGACCAAAGCAACUCUACGUUGGUAGCACUCCCAGAGGGUAGGCAGGAGUUGUCAGAUGGGCAAGUGAAGACGGGUAUCAGCAUGUCCUUACUGACUGUGAUCGAAAAGUUGAGGGAAAGGACAGACCAAAAUGCUUCCGACGAUGACAUUUUGAAAGAGCUGCAGGACAACGCCCAGUGCCAACCCAACAGUGACGCAGGUUUAUCGGGAAGCAACGUGGUGGAAUACAUCCCUAAUGCUGAUCGACCCUACCGCUGCCGCCUGUGUCACUACGCAAGUGGUAACAAGGGCUACAUCAAGCAGCACUUGCGGGUCCAUCGACAGAGACAGCCCUAUCAGUGUCCUAUCUGUGAGCACAUAGCUGACGACAGCAAAGAUUUGGAGAACCACAUGAUCAACCACUGCAAAACAAGAAUAUACCAGUGCAAGCAGUGUGAAGAGUCGUUUCAUUAUAAGAGUCAACUGAGGAACCAUGAGAGAGAGCAACACAGCCUUCCAGAUACCUUGUCAGUAGCAGCUUCUAAUGAGUCAAGAAUUUCCAGUGAUACAGCUGAUGGAAAAGGUGUUCAAGAAGGGAGUAAGUCUUCAGUACAGAAACAGUAUAGAUGUGACGUGUGCGAUUAUACAAGUACAACCUACGUUGGUGUCAGAAACCACCGGCGAAUCCAUAACUCUGACAAGCCAUACAGAUGUUCUCUGUGUGGGUACGUGUGCAGCCAUCCUCCUUCUUUGAAGUCUCACAUGUGGAAGCAUGCAAGUGACCAGAAUUACAACUACGAACAAGUAAACAAGGCUAUCAAUGAUGCCAUUUCACAGAGCGGCAGAGUUCUGGGGAGAUCCCCUGGAAAGAUGCUCUUAAACAGCAGUGAGGACAGAGCCGAUCGAGCCGAUCCUGUCACUGGAAGUUCUGAAAACUUGGUGUCAGCCUCAGAGCUGAUUUCCCAGGCCCCUGGCGAAGUUGUAGGUUCCAACGACAACGAGAAACUGAGCCCUACGAGUAAUACCUCAUACAGUUUAGAAAAAAACUCCAGUUUGGCCCCUCCUGGCAUGGAGUAUUGUGUUUUACUCUUCUGUUGUUGUAUUUGCGGUUUUGAAUCUACCAGCAAAGAAAAUCUCUUGGAUCAUAUGAAAGAGCAUGAGGGUGAGAUCGUAAACAUCAUCCUAAGUAAGGACCACAACACAACUCUAAACACAAAUUAGAUUGAAUAACUCCUUGAAGAGGGACACGGUAGAAGAGAAACCCUUUAAACCACAGGUUCACCUUUGCGCUAUCAAAUAACUUACUAGACACAGAAGAAAUAGUUGGUGUGGGGUUUUUGUUUGCUUGUUUGUUUGUUUUGAGGAAAAGACAGAUGUGACUUUGGAAUCAAAUUUGCAGUGUAAUAAAAAGAAUUCCAAAUGGAUAAGUGGGAAUGCUAUUCAAGUAUCGUGAGUGAGGGAAGGUAGGUUGAGGAGGAAGCAAAAAUGUAACCCUGUGUUUGCCCUGUCACCUCUGCUUAGUGGUGGGUGUAUUUAUUAUUCAAAGCUUAAUGUAGUGUAGAAAUGCAAACAAAAGAGUUAAACAGCUUUUCCGGAACUUCUAAAACUUCUUGUUCCAAAGGUGUCACAUCUUAAGCAGAGCUUAGUUCUCUUUGUUGUGAACUCGGACACGCCAGCUUUGGAGGGCCGGGCCUCUCAUGAGGGGCGGGAGGCAGCUCUCUGAGGGCUUUUCACUGUGACCAGCAGAGUCAACAAGGAAAAGAUCACCAGAGGGCUGUGAAAUGAUCUACCCAAAUCUUUUCCCAAAUCGAUAGGAAUGAAUCAUAUACUCAAUCUAGGAUAUAUUUCUCCCUAAAACAGAAAGAGACCUCUGAAUCCAAAUCUAGAUUGUAAAUAGGCAUUUAAGAAGUAAAUUGUUGUCUUAAAUUUACAGUGAAUGUCUUGUGGGCAAAGGAGAAAAUAGGUGAAUUCCCACCAGCCUCAAACCAAAUUGCAAGGUGUGUGAAAACGGGGACUCAUUUAGCACAGCGCCCUUCCCAGAGGCCCUUUCCAGGUUUGACGGAACACCGCACUUUUCUCCGUAGUUACACAGGCUGACCCUCUCUUGUGAACUAGACCAAGUGUCUCAUCUCAAAGGUCUGUUCAAGCAGCCAAGUGUGAAGAUUGGCAUUUGAUCAUCAGACCUCGGAAAUCUUUGGAACUCUUAAAUAAAAAUCAUUUGAGGGACAAGAGGUGAAAUUCAGAGGCCCCUUAAAAUGAGUACUGCUAUUGAAGAUUUUACUGCCUGGAGUUUAUUAAUCUAGUUAUACUUAGCAUAAGAGGUAUAAUCAAAUGUGGCUAAACUAUAGUAAAAAUUCAGGUUGUUUAUAAAACUUUUAAUAACAGGCAAUUUGGCGCAAGUCUACAGGGUUUCUCCUAUCUAGGAUGUUCCAUUUUGUUAGUGUGCAAUAGGACAUAUGGACAACCAACUACAAGUGCUUUUGCAUUAAAACUCGCCAUCAAAUACAUGUAAUCUUCUCAUUAAUUACACAUUUUGUAUUAUAAUGUAUUUCAAAGUGAAGAGAACAGGGGUGGUUUUGGUUUUGCUUCUGUAGUACUGAUCAUUUAUUUUUGUGUUGUUUUGUUGAAGUAAAUUCUGCAUACAAGUCAAAGGCUGGUGCACCGAGCAGUGCACUAUCUUCAUGGUGCUCUUUCUGAACUUGAUCUCUAACAUGUUCUAGAGCUGAGGCUGUGAGUCUGAUAAGUUUAGAAGACAUUGAUUACUUUGUAGACACAUUUUAGGAAAGAAUUCCCUUCCCCAAGUCCAGGUAUGGACUGAAUGAAUUAAUAUUUUUAAGAUAGCAUCAGGAACUAUUACUUGGGGCCAGGCCAUCUUGAAACAUUGUUCAGUUUUUUUCUACAUCUUAUUUUGAUGAUGAUAUUUAAGCAAACAGAAUCGAUUGUAAUUGCCAGCUGUUUGAUUUAGGUAGCUUUAUUUAUGAGAGUUAAUCCGUUUCUGAUAGGUGGUUUUUAAAAACAUAAAAUGAAUUUAUAUAUACCAAUUAUAUAUAUUAUCCAAAUUCACUGCAUGUGGAUUUAUGUUCAUUUUCUCCUGUUUUCAGAAUUAAAAGACAAUUCUAUUUCAUUUCAUGUUUAAGUAAAUAUUUUAAAUGGUUCCAUUCUUACCGCUCAUUCUGAAAAUUAACAACCCUUAUUAGCAGAAUUUUGUUUUAUAAAGGUUCCUUGGUUUUAAUUUCAUGUAAUCGUUUGGAAAAUACUAAUAACCAAAAAAAAAAAACAAA
Molecule: messenger RNA, 5500 nt
Organism: Acinonyx jubatus (cheetah)
Lineage: Eukaryota; Metazoa; Chordata; Mammalia; Carnivora; Felidae
Gene: ZNF507
Product: zinc finger protein 507
Exons: 9
Coding region: 567-3440 (957 amino acids)
Biological process (GO): regulation of gene expression
Cellular component (GO): nucleus
Source: RefSeq, a predicted model, not a curated record